Molecule: messenger RNA, 3418 nt
Organism: Mobula hypostoma (lesser devil ray)
Lineage: Eukaryota; Metazoa; Chordata; Chondrichthyes; Myliobatiformes; Myliobatidae
Gene: kitlga
Product: kit ligand a
Exons: 10
Coding region: 514-1416 (300 amino acids)
Biological process (GO): cell adhesion; positive regulation of cell population proliferation
Cellular component (GO): plasma membrane
Molecular function (GO): stem cell factor receptor binding; cytokine activity
Source: RefSeq, a predicted model, not a curated record
UUCAAUAACUACGAGUUUUCCUGACCCUCGGUACCAUUCUGCUCGACCUGUCGCUCAGAACUCAAGUUUCAAAGUCCAGCGAAUCGUCGCGAAUAAGCCGACACAUGCGAAGUGCCUUGCGCGGGUUGUCGCCCACCUCCCGGUUCUCAGCCAGCGGGAGCCCAGGAGCCCACCGAAGCGCCGCUGCGUGUGCAGACUCCGGGCGAGGGACCGGUUGCAUGGGACUGUUUGCGUCUCCCUCAUGUGUUUCGCUUUCUGUUUCCUUCUCUCGCCAACCAUAAUUUUUUUAAAGGCGUGCCUGCUCUCUGCACAAGAAAAACUGCCUUUUUACAUAAAUACACAUCGAUAUAUAUAUUUUUUUCACAAGCCCCCCUUCUGGCGUAGAGAGUGGUGAUAGUGAAUCCGUUCCGUGACUCCCAUAGAAAACAUGCCACUCCAACAGCCGGAAUUCAGCUGUCGCUACUAACUGGAUCUUCGUGAAGGAGAGUGCGAAUAACAUCACCAAGAUUCCUUAUGAAGGAGGCAAAUACUUUGAUAAACAGCGUGAUUUGCCUGCAGUUAUUUCUGCCCAAUAUAUUUGGAGGACCUAUAUGCAAGACAGGGAACCCAGUGACUGAUGAUAUAAAACGCAUUGAUGAACUGGUUGGGAACUUGCCAAGUGAUUACAAAAUCCAGAUAAGAUAUAUUUCUAAAGUCCCUAAUGUGACAGAUACAUGUUGGCUGCAUCUAACAGUACCCGAAAUGUCCUUCAGCUUGGACAUCCUUUCAGAUAAGUUUGCCAAGAACUCAUCAAAUUAUUUAAUUAUUGAGAAGCUCCACCGGAUUCUGGAUGGUAUUCACAACUGUCUGUCUGAAGAUGGAAAGGAUUACGUGGAUGAAUCCGAAUACACUUGUGAAAAAUCCAACAUGGAGCCCAGGCAAUACUUUAAUUACUUCAACGAAAUCAUUGGCGCCUUCCAGUCAGCAGAGGACAGCAGCCCGUGCGAUUCCGACGUCAUCUGCAGGGUGGAGGGGCCAGACACAGGGCGUGUCUCCAACUCUACCUUAUACACUCUGGAGCAGAUAACUAAAACCUGUGUGCCCAGGUGUGAACACACACAUCCGGAGCGGGGUAGGCCGGUCCGAGCUAAGAGACACUCUCUCACAGCCAAUCAGCCAAUAAGCGAUCUCAAUCAUAUCAAGGGAGGUUGCAUCAACUGUGCCACAUUAAUGGACCAUUUUCCUGUGAUUCUGAUCACCGUUGCUUGCACUGGGACGAUCACUGUGAUUCUCACGUGCCUCAUUGUCCAGACACAGAAGAACAGGAGAACGCGAAGCAGUAGACGUAACCCAACGGACAACGAGUGUGAAGCAGCAAGGUGGGAGACCGAGCAACAUGUCCAAUUCAUCACUGAAAAUCAAGAUUCUUGUACAUAAAGUUACCAGCUGAUAAUGUGGUAGUCAAUUUUGUGCAGUUUCCGAACUGGUCCAAUAUUUUCCACACCUGUAUUAUUUCCAUUUGACAUGAAAAAGAAACGGGAUUGAUGCGAUGGACUGGUGGCACCUCCUUUGGUGAGAUGGUUGCGGGAGGUCCCCCACUGAGCGUUGGAUGGGUACCUUAGCUGAUGGAAGUGCACCUUCGUUCUCCGAGUGGAAGCCCCUUCUUGUCAUCCCUAACUUGCAAUGAAUCCACAUCGCACCAGGACUUUACAUCAGCUCAGAGAAGGCAAUGAGGAGUUUAGCUUGGAACUGAUGGUGGAAUUAAGGAGAAAGCAGUGAUUUAUACCAACUUCAUGGUGUAAAAAAGUACUUUGGGUUCUUAUAGGACUACCUGUAUCUAAACGAGGUCACAAACUUGGCAGCAAUGAGAUGUCGGUUCUGCGCUUUAUUUAGAAUGAUGCAACACAGAAGGCGGCCAUUCGGCCCAAGGUAGCCCUGCUGGACAUUACACAACACAGCACACAUUGAGUUUGAAAGCACAGACAAACUUGCAGGUGAAGACACAUUGGGAAGGCUCUGUUUUUGCAGGGAUUUCCAAAACACUCAGCUGUCUCAGUCUUGUCAAUGUAACCUAUUUGGCAUUAAGCUGAGAUCUGAAAGUACAAAUAUAACUCAGCCAUACAGAUCACUUCUGUAGAAAGCCAUUCUCUAUAGGAGUAUUGGAGAAUCUGAAGAUCCGGGUUUCUCACCUCACUUAGAUAGUCCUGGAAUUUUUGAUGCCUCUCUCCUAACCAAUCCUGUAGAUAUCUAAUAUGAACCAGUUAUUAUUCUUUUUGUAUAUUAUAGUCUAUGUUGAAAUAGUGAAUGGGUAACAUUGAUAAAUGUGCAUCAAUGUGUUGGAACAACAAUUUGCAAAGGCAUAUCCUAUGAUCUAAACUAUACCAAUGCAAUUAUGUCUUUAAAUGGAAUUAUAGCUGAUAUUUAACACAGUAUAAUAUUCACAUUCUGAUUAACUGUUCAUUCUUCUUAUCUGAGAGAAUGUGCACUAAUUGGUUAAUAUGAUUCUCACAGUACACUUCAACAUCAUUUCAUUGGCUGGACAGGGUCCUAAGGUAACGGAAAGCACUUUAUCAUUGGCUGUUUCUGCACCUAGCUCAUUGGUUUGUUAGCUCACCUCUAAGUCAUGUGAUCAGUAGGAAUGUGCGAUGGCUUCCUGCAGUGCUGUUGGCAUUGUCGAUGAUGUCUUUCAGAUGAAACAUUAAAGCAAGAUUGUCUCUGCUCUCUCAAGUGUUUGCAGAAGAUUCUACAGCAGUAUUUUGGAGCAAAACAGAAGUUCUUCCCAGUAUCUUUCCUUUCGCAUAUUAUAAUCUAUGUCUAAAUCAUGAAUGGUCACAUCAUUUAAAAUGCAGCAAACAGUUGGAACAUCAGUCACAAAGGCACAUCCUACAGCAAUUAAAAUACCAGUGCGAGUAUGUCUUAAUUAAUCUGACAAUCAACAUCACCAAAAUCAAAUUCCCCGGGGCCUUAAAACUCUAACAAAGAAUAUCCUGAGAUGUGAAAGGUGCUACAUGAAUUCAACUUCCUUCUUACCAAACAGUGUUGACCUGAUCAGCUCCUAUGGGCACAACGUCCAUCCAUGAGGAAACCAGCUUCAGGUGAGCAAAUAGGGUUUCACCCUCAUUUCCCUGACUUUAACCUUCCCUUUCUUAGAUACAUUCUUCACCCCUCUACUAAUGUGUAUGAUCUCCAGGAACAGAUGUCCAUCAGUUUGAUAUUGACAAAUGUCCCUUCAGCUGCCCCGUUGCCCAACCACCAGAAACCCCUCCCUAAACCUCACCAACUUUCCCUCAAGCCUCCUCAAAGUCCAUCCCAGCUUUUGGACCCCUGCCCCAGUAGCCCCAGUUUGUGUCAAAUGCGUGAUAUUGACUACUGGUAAAGGAUUUAACUGUGUCAAAUGUCCUGCAUCAAGGAAUGUUGAUUUGUAUACUCUAAACCACUG